Molecule: messenger RNA, 7796 nt
Organism: Octodon degus (degu)
Lineage: Eukaryota; Metazoa; Chordata; Mammalia; Rodentia; Octodontidae
Gene: Golga4
Product: golgin A4
Exons: 26
Coding region: 279-7079 (2266 amino acids)
Biological process (GO): Golgi vesicle transport
Cellular component (GO): Golgi apparatus
Molecular function (GO): small GTPase binding
Source: RefSeq, a predicted model, not a curated record
GCCGCCACCGCCGCCGCUGCUGCGGCCGCCGCCGCCGCCUCUGCUCGGGCUGAAUGGGGGGCCGAGGACAGCCAGUGGCACCCAGAAGAAAGAGACGCGGCGGCACUCCCAGGGCGAGUGUUUCGGCCCGCCGGCAAAUUUCUAGAGGCGGCGGCGAGGCCCAGCCCCCGCAGUGCCUGGCGUAGAGAAGUCGCCUUCGCCUUCGCCUUCGCAGCGGCCGGGACUCCCCGGGCUCAGCUCCCUCAGGUCUCAUCCACACUCAGGAUCCGCGCUGCACCAUGUUCAAGAAACUGAAGCAGAAGAUCAGCGAAGAGCAGCAGCAGCAGCAGCAGCUCCAGCAGGCGCUCGCUCCUAGUCAGGCUUCCUCCAGUUCUUCAACACCAACAGGAACUAGGAGCAGGACAUCUUCAUUUACAGAGCAACUUGAUGAAGUUAUUCCCAACAGAGAGCUACUAGCCGGGAUGAUAGCAGAGCCUGCUUUUCUCUCUGAGUAUACUAUAUUUGCUUUGGAUUCCUCCAAACAGCCUAAAACACAAAGUGAUACUGUGAAUGCAUCUAUCCAUGCCACAGAUUCUCCCAACAGUGUUAAUGGAAGUGAACCAGCUACGCCUCAGUCAGGUGAUGCACAGAGUUUUGCACAGAAGCUGCAGCUCCGGGUGCCUUCUGUGGAGUCUUUGUUUCGAAGUCCGAUAAAAGAAUCUCUAUUCCGAUCUUCUUCAAAAGAGUCUUUGGUACGAACGUCUUCCAGAGAGUCCCUGAAUCGACUUGACCUGGACUAUUCAGCUGCCACCCUUGACCCACCCUCUGAUAUGGAGAGCGAGGCAGAAGACUCCCUAGGAAAUUCAGACAGUCUCAGCAAAGAGCAGUUGAUUCAGCGGCUGCGAAGAAUGGAAAGAAGCUUGAGUAGCUACAGAGGAAAAUAUUCUGAGCUUGUUACAGCUUAUCAGACUCUUCAGAGAGAGAAGAAAAAACUACAAGGUAUAUUAAGUCAGAGUCAGGAUAAAGCACUUCGUAGAAUUGGAGAAUUAAGAGAGGAGCUUCAAAUGGACCAACAAGCGAAAAAACAUCUUCAAGAGGAAUUUGAUGCGUCUUUAGAAGAGAAAGAUCAGUAUAUCAGUGUUCUCCAAACUCAGGUUUCACUCCUGAAACAGCGAUUACAAAAUGGUCCAAUGAAUGCUGAUGUACUGAAGCCACUUCCUCAGACAGAACCACAAGGCGAAGCUUUCACUAAAGAAGAGCAUGUAGAGGAUAGUAUAGAGCCAGUAGUUUCUGCUAAAACACUGGAAACACUUCAGCAGAGAAUUAAGCGUCAAGAAAAUCUACUUCAGCGUUGCAAAGAAACAAUUCAGUCACAUAAGGAACAGUGUACACUAUUAACCAGUGAAAAAGAAGCACUACAAGAACAACUUGAUGAAAGACUUCAAGAAUUAGAAAAGAUGAAGGAGCUUCAUAUGGCUGAGAAGACUAAACUUAUCACUCAGUUGCGUGAUGCGAAGAACUUAAUUGAACAGCUUGAACAAGAUAAGGGAAUGGUAAUAGCAGAGACAAAACGUCAGAUGCAUGAAACAUUGGAACUGAAAGAAGAAGAAAUUGCUCAACUUCGUAGUCACAUCAAACAGAUGACCACCCAGGGAGAAGAAUUACGAGAACAGAAAGAAAAGUCUGAAAGAGCUGCUUUUGAGGAACUUGAAAAGGCUUUGAGUACUGCCCAGAAAACAGAAGAGGCACGGAGAAAAAUGAAAGAAGAAAUGGAUGAACAAAUAAAAGCUAUUGAAAAAGCAAGUGAGCAAGAACGCGUCAGUCUUCAACAGGAAUUAAGUCGGGUGAAACAGGAGGUUGUUGACAUAAUGAAAAAAUCCUCAGAAGAACAAAUUGCUAAAUUACAGAAACUGCAUGAAAAGGAGCUGAUCAGCAAAGAGCAAGAAUUGGUCAAGAAGUUUCAGGCCCAAGAAAGAGAAUUACAGGAUCAAAUGAAAGUAGCUCUUGAAAAGAGUCAAUCAGAAUAUUUGAAGAUCACCCAAGAAAAAGAGCUGCAAGAAUCUUUGGCCCUGGAGGAGUUAGAAUUGCAGAAAAAAGCAAUCCUCAUAGAGAGUGAAAAUAAACUUCAGGACCUUCAGCAAGAAGCAGAAACUUACAGAACUAGAAUUCUUGAAUUAGAAAGUUCUUUGGCAAAAAGCUUGCAAGAAAACAAAAAUCAAUCAGAAGAUUUAGCUGUUUAUUUGGAAGCUGAAAAAAAUAAACACAAUGAAGAACUUAAAAUCAUGGCUGAAAAACAGAAGGCAGAAUUGGAGAGCCUGCAGCAUCAGCAGGAUAAGCUUUGGACUGAAAAACUCGAAAUCUUAAAACAACAGCAUCAGACGGAGAUGAAAAAAUGUAGGGAGACAUGGGAAAAAGAAAAAGAAACCUUACUGAAAGAGAAAGAGAGUCUUUUCCAGGCUCACAUAGAAGAGAUGAAUGAAAAGACUUUAGAAAAGCUUGAUGUGAAGCAAACAGAACUGGAAUCGUUAUCUUCUGAGCUGUCAGAAGUAUUAAAAGCUCGCAGUAAGCUAGAAGAGGAACUUUCUGUUUUAACAAAUCAAUCAGAUAAAAUGAAGCAGGAAUUAGAGGCCAGGCUGGAUGAACAGAAAAAUCAGCAUCAGCAGCAAGUUGAUAGAAUAAUUAAAGAACAAGAAAUAUCUAUCCAAAGAACUGAAAAUGCAUUAGAAGAGCAAAUUAAUGAAUUGAGGCUUCUAUUGAAGGAAAAGAACAAGAAUUUGGAAGAACAGCAGGCUCAUGUAGAACAUUUAGAGGCAGAAAUUAAAAAAUCCAAAGAAGAACUCCAGCAGGCAUCUGUUAAGCUGGAUCUUACUCAGUCAUACCAGAGCACCACACAUGAACAGGCAAAAGCAUAUGAGGAGCAGGUCGCUCAAUUGCAGCAGAAGUUACUAAACUUGGAAAGAGAAAAAAUUAUUCUUAUCGAUCAGGUAGCUGAAAUUGAAACACAGAAGAAAAAUGUUUGUACUGAGUUAGAUAUGCAUAAAAUGCAGGUGCAGGACACGAUGCAACAACUUGAAAAACAGAACAGUGAAAUGGAGCAGAAAAUACAAUCUUUAACACAAUUAUAUGAGUCCCAACUUAAAGAUAGUAACAUUGAACAAGAGCAGACAAAACAAAUGUUGUUGGAAAAAGAAAAUACAAUUUUACAAAUAAGAGACGGACAAUGUAAAGAAAUUGAGAUACUCAAAAAGAAAUUGUCAGCCAAGGAGGAUAGUGUUAGUACAUUGCAGGAGGAGUAUGAAACUAAAUUUAAAAAUCAAGAAAAGAAGAUGGAAAAAAUUAAACAGAAAGCAAAGGAGACACAAGAAACAUUAAAGAAGAAACUGGUGGAUCAGGAAGCCAAACUUAGAAAAGAGCUUGAAAAUACUGUCCUAGAGCUUGAUCAGAAAGAAAAGCAGUUCAAUGCCAAAAUGUUGGAAAUGUCACAGGCUAACUUAGCUGGAAUCAGUGAUGCAGUGUCAAAACUUGAAACAAACCAGAAGGAGCAAAUAGAAAGUCUCACAGAGGUGCACCAGCAAGAACUCAACAAUGUUGUCUCAAGCUGGGAAAAAAAACUUAAGGAGCAAGCUGAAGAACUUCAUGAAAAAUAUGAAAUCCAAUUACAGAAGAAAGAGCAAGAGAUAGAUGAACUCAAGCAAAAGAUCCAUAUAUGUGGGUGUGAAAAGGAAGAGAUGAAUAAGGAAAUAAUAUGGCUGAAGGAAGAAGGUGUUAAACAGGAUGGAGCAUUAAAUGAAUUGCAGGAGCAGCUAAAGCAGAAGUGUGUUCAUAUGACUACUCUUUCACAGAAUGAAACUAUACUCAGAGCACAACUUGAAAAGCUAGAGGUUGACUUGAACCAGUCUUUGAAAGAAAAUACUUCUCUUCAGGAGCAACUAGUUGAACUGAAAGUGCUGGCAGAAAAAGAUAUGUUUAAGGUUUCUGAAUUGACUGAUAAAUUGAAAACCAAGGAUGAGGAAUUCCAGAGCUUAAAGUCUUUACAUGAAACAAGUAAUAAAAGCCUAGAGGACAAAAGCUUAGCAUUCAAGACACUGUCUGAGGAACUAGCAUUUCAGAUAGAUAGUUACUACAAGAAAACUGAAGCUUUAUUAGAAGCUAAAACAAAUGAGCUAAUAGACAUUUGUGGUAGUAAAACUAAUGCCAUUGUUGCGAAGAUCUCUCAUUGUCAGCACCACACAACUAAAGUUAAGGAGGCAUUGAUGAUAAAAAUUUGCAAAGUUUCUGAAUUAGAAGCACAACUUAGACAACUAGCAGAAGAGCAAAAUACACUAAGUACUUCUUUCCAACAGGCCACCCACCAGUUAGAAGAAAAGGAAAAUCAAAUUAAGAGCAUGAAAGCUGAAAUCGAAGGUCUUAUAACAGAAAAAGAAGCCCUACAGAAGGAAGGAGGUAAUCAGCAACAGGUUGCUUCAGAAAAAGAGUCUUGUAUCACACAGUUAAAGAAAGAAUUAUCUGAAAACAUCAAUGCUGUCACACUGAUGAAAGAAGAGCUUACAGAAAAAAAAUCUGAGAUGGUCAUUCUUAAAAAACAACUAACUGAUUUGAAUGCUCAGCUUCAAAAUAGUAUCAGCCUAACUGAAAAAGAAGCAGCCAUUUCCUCACUAAGUAAGCAGUAUGAUAAACAACAACAUGAAUUACAGGAUCAGGUGCAAGAUUUAUCUUUGAGAGUCGAUACUCUGAAUAAAGAGAAAAUUUCUGCUCUUGAGCAGGUGGAUCACUGGUCUAACAAAUUCUCAGAAUGGAAGAAAAAAGCACAAUCAAAGUUUGUACAAUAUCAAAACACUAUUAAAGAAUCUCAGAUGCAGCUUGAGUUAAAAACAAAGGAAGCUAGUGAAAAAGAUGAGCAUAUAUAUUUAUUGAAGGAAAACCUUGAUCAGCAAAAGAAACAGUUUGAACAUCUGAAGUGUGAAAUGGAAGAUAACAAAAACAAGAUGGAGAAAAAGGAGAGUAAUUUAGAGACUGAGUUAAAGACUCAAACAGCAAGGAUUAAGGAAUUAGAGGAUCAUGUUACUCAGAAAACAACUGAAAUUGAGUCCUUAAAUGAAAUUUUAAAAAAUUACAAUCAAGAAAAAGAUAAUGAGCAGAAAGAAUUGGUUCAUAAACUUAAACACUUUCAAGACUUAGGAGAAGAAAAGGAUAACAGGGCUAAGGAAGCUGAGGAAAAAGUCUUAAAGCUUGAAAAGCAAGUGUCUUUCAUGGAAGCUGAACUUGAAAUUAAGAGUAAAGAAUUAGAAUCUUUGAAUUCAAGUAUGAAAAUCAAGGAAGAGGAGUUUAAAUCAUUGGAAGAGAAAUUUGAAUUGGAAAGUGCAACAAAAUUAGCAGAAUUAAAGAAAAAAGCUGAACAAAAAAUUGCUGCUAUCAAGAAACAGCUAUUGUCUCAAGUGGAGGAGAAAGAACAGCAACAUAAAAAAGGUGUAGAAAGCCAUUUGAAUGAGCUAAAUAAAAAAUUGCAAGAAAGAGAGAAGGAAAUUCACAUCUUAGAAGAAAAACUUAAGUUAGUAGAAAGUUUUCCACAAUCAGAAAUAGCAAAAAAUAUGGCAGUGUAUACUGAACAAAAAGAAGCAGAUUCCCAAAGCUCUGUGCAAAAGGCAUAUGAAGAAAAAGUUAGUGCUUUACAAAGAAGUUUAACUGAAAAAAAUAAGCUAGAACAGGAAAAAGAGACAAUUACAUUAUCACCUGAAGUGCAGUACAAGAACCAGGAGGUCUUCAUGCAGUUAGAAUGUGCUGAAGCAAAAGAAGAUGAGGGUCAGGUUCUUCAAGAAGACCUUGAAGAGAAAAAGAAAUAUUCUUUGAUAGCAUCUCAGCCUGUGGAAGAAGAGGGAGGUCAAGAUAAUAAAGGGGCAAAGCAGAACUUGGAAAAUGUAGUUUACAAUAUCCAGAAAACCCUCCAGGAGAAGGAACUAACUUGUCAGGCAUUGGAGCAAAAGAUAAAAGAACUGGACUCUUGCUUAGUAAGAGAAAAGGAGGGACAUAGACUCGAAAUGGAAGAGUUGAUUUCAAAAUAUAAGAAAUUACAGGCUGUACAGCAACAUAUCGAUGAAAAAAAACUCACUGAAGUUUUGGGAGACAGUACCAAAGAAAAUUCUCAAUCGCAUGUAAUCCAACCCAAAUUGGUUGGUAACUUGGAAGCCCAGCACAAUGACCUGGAAUUUAAGUUAGCAGAGGCAGAGAGAGAAAAGCAAAAACUGAGCAAGGAGAUUGUUAGAUUGCAGAAAGACCUUCGAACAUUAAGGAAGGAGCAUCAGCAAGAAUUAAAUCUACUAAAGAAAGAAUGUGAGCAAGAAAUGCAGGAGAAAAUCAAACAGGAGCAGGAAGAUCUUGAGUUGAAGCACAAUUCCACAUUAAAACAGCUGAUGAGGGAGUUUAAUACCCAGCUGGCACAAAAAGAACAAGAACUAGAAAUGACCAUAAAAGAAACUAUCAGUAAGGCCCAGGAGGUGGAAACUGAACUUUUAGAAAGCCAUCAAGAAGAGACAAAUCAGUUACAUAAAAAAAUUGCAGAGAAGGAUGAUGAUCUACAAAGAACAGCCAAAAGAUAUGAAGAAAUCCUUGAUGCUCGUGAAGAAGAAAUGACUGCAAAAGUAAUGGACCUGCAAACUCAACUCGAAGAACUGCGGAAGGAGCAUCAGCAAACGCUACAGCAGGAGGAGAAUGCUGAUAAUGCUAAUGUAACAAUUAUGGCACUACAGACACAACUAGCACAGAAGACAUCUGUGAUCAGUGAUUCAAAGUUGAAAGAGCAGGAGUUCAGAGAACAGAUUCACAAUUUAGAAGACCGUUUAAAGAAAUAUGAAAAAAAUAUGUAUGUGGCUACACCUUGUAAAGGUAGCAAUUUGUACCAUACUGAUGUCUCGCUUUUGGGAGAACCAACCGAGUUUGAAUAUUUACGAAAAGUGCUCUUUGAGUAUAUGAUGGGUCGUGAGACUAAGACCAUGGCAAAAGUUAUAACCACUGUACUGAAGUUCCCUGAUGAUCAAACUCAGAAAAUUUUGGAAAGAGAAGAUGCACGGCUAAUGUUUACUUCACCUCGCAGUGGUAUCUUCUGAGUAAACCAUCAGUCUGUGCUUAGUUAGCAUGUGUCAUGGCUUCGAUCUUCAUCUUGAAGAAAUGGGGAGAGUGAUGUUGGGCAACUGCUGCUUGGAAAACUGUCCAUGUAUGCUCAUUCAUUCAAGAAUGAGGCUGUCAUUUAGGGCCCUUCAUGUAGCCAGUGAGAAAGAUCUGGCAUUGACCCACAGGUAUAUUGCAGACUGCUUUUAUAAUAGAUUUAUUUCAUCAGUGAAGAAAUGGUGAUAGUGUUUUCUUUUGUCUUCAGUUUUCUUUUGGGAAGAAUUUUAUGUCAUUUAAAAGGUAUUUUGAAUAACUUAACCUGAUUUAUGGGCUCAAUUAAUGUUUCUUUCAUUCUUGUCCCUCUUUUUAAAGAUCUGCUUGCCUUAUUUAUUUCUAGGGUGAUUUUUUUUCUCUUUUUUUAAAGAUUUGUGCAAUACAUUUUGAGGUGAAACUUAGUGGAUUUUUCUAAUAAAUUACAGCAUUUAAUUGACUAUUAUCCACAUUGAUUCCUCAAUAUUUGCUAAAGACUAGUUCUUUAAGCUAUGACAUAUGAUAACUCCCAAAUGCAGUACCUCAUUGUUUACUUAGCUUUUGUACUUAUAUUUUUCAGAGGAAAAAAACUACUGUAAAUUGUAAAUAGUAAAUACAAACUGUAUUGUAUGUGAAUCUAUGACUAUUGGCAAUGUCAUCUCCGAUAAAUAAAGUUUAUUUACUAU